This is a messenger RNA of Anarrhichthys ocellatus (wolf-eel), 2250 nucleotides long. Its product is annotated as protein eva-1 homolog C. The transcript is spliced from 8 exons. Gene Ontology annotation, molecular function: carbohydrate binding. The record is from RefSeq and is a predicted model, not a curated record. The coding region runs from base 88 to 1341 and encodes 417 amino acids. NCBI's taxonomy places the organism in Eukaryota, Metazoa, Chordata, Actinopteri, Perciformes, Anarhichadidae.
ACCUACAGACCGCUCUCUCCCAGGCAGUCAAUCGCACAACAACUCAUUCCAACAAAACCCUGAGGUCUGUCAUGCAGGAUAUGCACGAUGGCAGUGCCAUGGAGUUACUGCUUGUUCUUAUCUCUUCUUUCAGGUCUGAAGAUUCACACCGCACAUUCGGCUCCCGAUUUGUCUGUUUAUCUUCACAACAUCCUGAAGAACCACACGGCUCACGCUUGUGAAGGAGACACGCUCGUCAUUGAGUGUCCCUCGAGGACGUCUGUGGCCGUCCUCUCAGCUUUCUAUGGACGACGUGUUCCUAAUCAGCAUUUAUGUCCCUCUGCAAACACAAACACGACUGUGGAGGAGGAUAAAGAAUGCACUUCCCCAGUUGCCAUCAAGAAAGUGGAGUCAGAGUGCCAGGAUCAGCGGUUCUGUCACAUCCCUGUUUUCAGUCCAGUGUUUGGGCAGGACCCCUGUCCUCUCACCAGCAAGUACCUUCUAGUCGCCUACAAGUGCAGACCAGAAUACCACCGCACAAGGCUGGUGUGUGAAAAUGAGCGCCUGAGGCUGAUGUGUAAAAACCAAACUGUCCUGGCGAUCUACUCGGCCACGUUUGGACACCUGCUGCAUGGCAGUCCUUACUGCCCUCAGGAACCUGGAUCACACACUGACAUGGAGUGUUUGUCACCUUCGGCUCUGAGGAAAGUGUCACGCAGGUGUCAUGGCAGAGCAAACUGCUCAUUAGUGGCUGAUACUCAAAUCUUCGGGGACCCCUGCUUCCCCGGCAACAGGAAACACCUGCGAGUCUCCUACACUUGUGUGCCCAGGUAUCUCCUGGAGGAUGUGGGCCGAGGGUCAACGGAUCCUUUCAUGAUCUCAGACUACACACAUGGUGGAUGGUACACUGGCCCCACCUACAGGCCUCAAAACGUGCUCUUAACCAACUCUCUGGAGAUCAUUGAAAAAAUAUUGGAUUUCCCAGAGCGAGUUGCUCUGUACUUUGUCUCUGGCAUCUGUGCUGGUCUGGUGUUCCUGCUCUGCCUGUUCGGUAUACGGUCCACAUUAGUGAGGGAUGUUAAAGACCUGGUUUGUGACCUGAAGGAAGAGUUGAAAGCAUCUCACAGACAGCGCAAUGAGCUCAUGGAGGACCUCUUUGACGAUGACAUCUCAGACACGUCGUCCUUCCGUCACCUAACACAAUCCUACCGUACGACAGAAAUCCUCAGUCCUUCCACCUUGACAGUAGAGAUGAUUGAUCGAGACGUGGAACAGACGAGGGAUCUGCCCAAUGGAGACAUUUGGCCACAUCGAGACUCCAGCCCUUACGCCAUUCAUAAGAUUAAAACCUACAACAAUUGAGAAACAUUUAUGUGUGAAACUCCUUCGAAAGCAUCCUUCUGCUAUGAUUAAAGUUGUGGACUGAAAUUACACACAUUCAGUUUACUUAUCCAUGUAUUUUCAAUCAUGGCAAAGUGACUCUAAACAAUAAAGAGUGAAAUAUACAAAGUCCUAAGGUGUUAGAUUAAUUACAAUCGUUAUUAAGAUUAACAUUACACAAUAUGUUCAUUCAUUUAAUUGUUGUAUAAAUUCAGAUUCAGCCUCAAAUAAUGUUCUGCCUAUAUUUGUUUCGGUCCUUGGAUGUCAUGUAAAAUGUAAAAAAUAAUAUAUCAUACUGUGCAUUAAAAACCUGAAAAGUACGGCUGAAAUGAUUAGGAGAAAAUUAUUUGACAAUUGUGGAUCCUAAAUAUAAUUACAAUAUCUGUUUUGUAUAAGUUUGCAACUAAGGAUUGUUUUCAUGAUGUAUUAAUCUAAUGAUUAUUUUCUCAACUAUUUGACUGAUUGCUUGGUUUGUAAAAAUUCUGAAAAUUGUGAGAAAUGUUAUCCUCAAAAUUAUUAAAAAUAAAUUAAAUUCAUUAGAAAAAGGAACAAAUACUCACAUUUGUAAAGCUGGAACCAUGAAAUGUUUUCGCCUUCUUAUAUACAGUCUGUGUUUUUUGCAUGAAAAUUUACUAAAACUGUUAAAAUGGUUGUUAAUCAAUUUUCUGUCAAUCUCAUAAUUGAUUAAUCAACUAAUAGAUUCAGCUGUAUGUACUGCUGGAUAAUUAAAACAAAACAUUCUUUUUUUUUAAUAUAUUCUUUUUAUGUUUAAUGUGCAAAAAUAUUAAGUAACUAAAGCUGUCCAACAAUUGUAGUGAAAUUAGAAGUACAUUUCCCUCUGAAAUAUUGUGAAUCAGAAGUGACAUAAAAAUAAAAUUGAUGCAUCCUUCA